AUGGCUACCAACAAUGCUUCUCAAAGCAUAAAUAUCAAUGCCAGCUUGUCUCAACCGCCUAUCUUUCCUGUUUUUUCUACUACUUAUUCAACGUUGCCUUUUCCUUUCUCUAUCUCUGCUCAUUUUACUCUUUCGCCUACUCAGCAACCAAUUGCUAUAAGUGCCGCCCCACCUUCACUCAAUUCAAAUAGACACCCCAUUGUUUCGUCAAAGCCCAAAGCCAAGAAAAAGGCUAGAUGGAAAAAUAAGAGAAAAACAGUACUAUUGAUCAAUCUUGAUAGACUUGACUCAAUAUACUCGUGUGGUAUUUCAGAGUGUAUUUACUGCUUAACUAGUGUCGGUGUUACAAUUAUGACAUCAAGUCAUAAAUCAGCUUUAGGACUUCCUACUAAAUUAGCUCCAUAUCGAUCUGACACAGUUUACCCGGCAAUGAUAGCUACUACGCUAUCCCAAUAUGAAUAUGUUCUUAUAUGUGAUAAAUCCAACAUCCGAGUAUCUGGAUCACCACAACUCGGAUAA
Molecule: messenger RNA, 519 nt
Organism: Phycomyces blakesleeanus NRRL 1555(-)
Lineage: Eukaryota; Fungi; Mucoromycota; Mucoromycetes; Mucorales; Phycomycetaceae
Exons: 5
Coding region: 1-519 (172 amino acids)
Source: RefSeq, a predicted model, not a curated record